AUGAACUGCGUCUACCACAGCAAGGCAGCAUGUGUGGAGGCCCUCCAGGCCGUCGAACGCCUGCGUCCGAGUUGGUGGACGCCGCCGUGUGGAGAGUUUCUGCGUCGCGCGGAGCGCACCCCAACCGUCUCUGCGCAAUCAACUGAAAAGAUACUUGUCGUCUUGGAAGGCCUCGACGGCGUUGGAAAGUCUGUCGUGGCGAAUUCUCUGCUCGAAAAGCUUGGCGGGUCGGCGAUGCUGCUGCGUACGCCGGGCCCUGCUUUCAGCAACAUUCGUGAGCUCUUCCGCGCGCAGCAGGAGGAAACCGCGCGGGCCUUCUACUGCGCCGCAAAUUACCUCGCCGCCUGGGACGCGCUCCACGCCACCCAGGAGCACAGGAUUGUCUUGUUUGACCGCUGGUGGUGCUCCACAUGCGCCAUGGCGCUUGCAAACCGCUGCACUCUGGCGACGCUUCCCGCGGCAGGCGACGCGGUGUACCGGUGGCCACAGGACCUUCCCCGGUUCCAGCUGGGGGUGCUGCUGCACGUGGACGAGCGCAUCCGUCAGGCGCGAAUACGGCAACGGGCCCCGGAGGACGCGGAGGAGCGACGGCUCAGUGCGCAGCAGGAGAUGCGUGCGGUCGCGAUGGAGGCGUAUCGUCGCUUUGGUUUGCUCACCGAAGUCCGAGUUGUGACGUACGGUGUGGCGGUGAACCGCAUUUUGGCCCUCAUGACGGAGAAGGGUCUGCCGCACAGUGCGACGCCCUUCACUGGGGAGGAGUUGGCCGGAAUCCGCCCCUUCUAG
Molecule: messenger RNA, 783 nt
Organism: Trypanosoma conorhini
Lineage: Eukaryota; Euglenozoa; Kinetoplastea; Trypanosomatida; Trypanosomatidae
Product: UMP-CMP kinase 2, mitochondrial
Exons: 1
Coding region: 1-783 (260 amino acids)
Biological process (GO): dTDP biosynthetic process; dTTP biosynthetic process; dUDP biosynthetic process
Cellular component (GO): mitochondrion; cytoplasm
Molecular function (GO): dTMP kinase activity
Source: RefSeq, a predicted model, not a curated record